UGGGCCCGAGGUCCCUCAGUGUUGUCAAUAUGGCGGAUCCGCUGAGUAUCCUCCGCCAAUAUAAUGUCAAUAAGAAGGAGAUAAUUACCAAAGGUGACAACAUAAUCUUCGGAGAAUUCUCAUGGCCGAAGACUGUGAAAACUAAUUACUUGGUUUACGGUUCCGGUAAAGAUGGAGCUCCCAAGGAUUACUACACCCUGGAAUGUCUGCUCUUCCUUCUCAAGCAUGUCAGCCUUACACAUCCUUCAUAUGUCCGAAAGGCCGCGGCCGAGAAUAUCCCUGUGGUACGGCGACCAGAUCGUAAAGAACUUUUGGCCUACCUGAAUGGAGAAACGUCAACCUCUACAGCUAUUGAUAAAUCUGCACCUUUGGAAAUUCCCACACAGGUGAAGCGAACACUGGAGGAUGCAUCAGACAUUACAGCCAAGAAGCCACGUUAUGAUGACAGCGAUGUACAGAAAAUUAAGGAGCAUCUUGCUCUUCGCUUUGAUGUUCCAAAGAAGUCUUCCAUUGUCAGCAAUAUUGAUAGGUCCUUGUCUGAAGCAAUGUCAAUUGAAAAAAUUGCCGCCAUCAAAGCAAAACGUUUGGCUGUCAAGAGAACAAUGAUUAAGGAGGAUGAUGAUGACUUUGGCCUGGGUACAGACUUGCGUAGUAUGCUAGAGUUUGACAUUGAUGUCACCAAAGAUAUUACUACAAAGGAACGUCAGUGGAGAACAAGAACAACUAUUCUUCAGAGUUCGGGUAAACAAUUUGCAACAAGCAUAAUGGGGCUUCUCAAGUCAAUCAAGGCCCGUGAGGAGGGUCGUCUGAGAUCAACGGCUCCAAAUCCUGUGCCAACACCAGUCUCUAGAGUGCCACAACAGCCUGCCGGUUACUCCCGUUACGACCAGGAAAGGUUUAAGGGCAAAGAAGAAACUGAGGGCUUCAAAAUUGAUACAAUGCGUACCUAUCACGGUCUGUCUCUGAAGAGUGUGACGGAAGGCAGCCAGAGUCACAAGAUGGCUCCACAGCCCGAUCUUGCUCCCCAGACUAAGCCUAUACCUGGUCAGCAAAUGAAGAAGCCAUCGCGUACCCCCAUCAUAAUUGUCCCCAGCUCUCCUUCGUCGCUAAUCACAAUGCUCAAUGCAAAGGAUCUACUGCAAGAUAUGAAAUUCGUCUCUAAUGAAGAAAAACGACAGCAAGGCACCAAACGUGAAACGGAGAUCCUCAUCCAACGCCCCAAAGCUGGGGGUCUCACUGUACCAUAUCGUGUCACAGAUAAUCCAUCCAAGUUGAACUAUGCUGAAUGGGAUCGAGUUGUAGCAGUAUUUGCCAUGGGUCCAGCAUGGCAGUUCAAGGGCUGGCCCCAUGAUGGCAAUCCAGUAGAGAUCUUCAAUAGAAUUUGUGCUUUUCAUAUUAAGUUUGAGGAAAUGAAAUUAGACAACAACAUUUCUAAGUGGGCUGUGCACAUCAUCGGCUUGAGCCGCGUUCGUCGACAUUUAGACAGAGCUAGAUUCUUGGAGUUUUGGGAAAAACUCGAUAGAUACAUACAGUUGAAGAAACCACACCUACGAUCUUAAGCAGCACAGUGUGGUUCAUAUUGUUCAACAAGUCUCACCUGCGAUGGUAGUGUGUCCGUUGGUCGGGCAGCCUCGUAUACCAGUGAUGGAGCUGCACCCUUACAACAAUAAUCUUCUUUUAUCACUCGUAUUUAUUUGAAAAUUCUAACAAAGAAAAAAUGAUUUGUUAUAUUUCAGUUCUUUAUUAAGUACAGAAUAAUUAUUUUUAUAUUUCUUGCAAGUUUUGUAAUGUAUAAAAAUAAAUGCAUACAGCUGUUUUUAACGGAUUAUUGUGACUCUGGAGCAGCUGUUUUAAAGCUGUAAAUUAUCCAUAAAUUAUAAAAGCUCAUGUUAUCCAGGACUUCAAUUAAACAUAUAUCAUGUACUUUGCUUUCAUUUGAAAUUCUAUGUACCGUAACUCUCACCUCCAAGAAACUGUGUAUUUCAACUUAUAAUAGCUGGUUACCUCUUUACUAUUUGCCACUUAAAGUAAGACACUUUAAUGUCAUAAAAAACAUUCAGAUUCAUUAAAGCACUCCAGUUUUGUUUUUUGUUUCUCUAGGUUUUAUAAUAUCAGCUCUGUAGGUCUGUUUAAACAAGUCAAACCUGGAUUUAAAUGAUGUUUACACUUCAAAGAUUGGUUGUUAAUAUUUUGCAAUAACUGAUUAAAUGUUAAGAUUAUUGCAAAUGUGUUGCAAUUAAAGUUAAAAGAUGUUUUUGGUCUAUGUGAAAUAUUGAGACGGCAACUAUCGCUUCUCGGCUGUCUCUAUGCAUUGUUUCUCAAUAAAAUUCUCAGCGAUUCAGACUGUUUUAAUAUAGAUAAACUUACGAAUUCUGCUCGGGGUAUUGGCCUCUUGAGUAAUAUCUAGACAUUUUGUAUCCAAUUAUGCCGUGAUAUUUAGCUAUAUAGUAGCUAGCACUUAUUUUGAUUAUUUGAGAAUCUCAAAUUUAUUUGAGAUUAGAAUGCAUUUGAAUGCUUACAAAUUUAUUUGUUUAUUAUUUAUUUAUGCCUUGUAUAUAAGUUAAUUGGUAGCCCUUGCUCAAGGUUAGUGAUGCUUCAAGAUCUGACAGGCCUCACUUGAAGGUUAACACUGAUAGAUUCAGCAAGGAGGUGCUUCAAUAUAAUUAUUCAAAUCCAAAUUAAACUAUGAUGUGCCAUUCAACUGUAGUGCAUUAUAGAGGGAUCCCAGUGUGCGCGGGUGUUGGUUGUUGUGUGAUUUUGUUUUGUUUGUUUAUAUCGGUCUAUAUUGUAAUUUGUAAAAAUAAAGGAUAUCCCAAGACAAAAAUAUAAGCAUGUUGCCAAUGCAUGGUAUGUAAAUAAUUUAUGGAAAUUAUGUCGAGAUAAUAUUUGUUUAUAAAUGUUGGUGCUGAAGAAAUGUUUCCAUAAAUGUAAAGUCCAAAAUAUUUUGCACUUCUACUAUAAACCAAUUUGUCAUAAUACAGAAAUGAAAGAUUAAGUAAGGUAUUGUCUACUUUAUUUAGUGGCUGCAAAAGUUAGUUUCUUGGAGGUGGGAACACUAAAAAUAUUCAUUUCUGUAUUCUGUUAGGUCACUAUCUCUGCUUGCAUUUGUUACUGUAUUUCUUGAAUGCAGUUGUAGAACAAGCAUCAAAACAGAGAGAUAGAGAAACAAAAAAAUAAAAUAUAUAUAUAUAGUAGGGGAUAAUCUGUUGGUCCCAUGAAGUAUUCAUAUUGUUUAUAGGAGUAUAUAUCGGUAUCUAUCAUUGUAUGUACAUGUUGGGACAGUACUCACAAAUUGGUGUACAAUUUUUCCCCCCCGUUUGUUUUGAUUUGACUAUUGGCUGCAGAUAUGCAGCUGGAAGUUCUUAUUUGUUAAUAUGCAGUGGUGCCCCACUUCAUAAUAUGAAAAUGGACAGUUCAAUAAUGUGUAAAUAGUUUUAUAGGAUAUACAGUUUUGAUUUAGCAACUUGUCAAACAUAUUGUAAUUAAAUUAAAUAUAAAAGACCA
Molecule: messenger RNA, 3504 nt
Organism: Procambarus clarkii (red swamp crayfish)
Lineage: Eukaryota; Metazoa; Arthropoda; Malacostraca; Decapoda; Cambaridae
Product: parafibromin
Biological process (GO): transcription elongation by RNA polymerase II; positive regulation of transcription elongation by RNA polymerase II
Cellular component (GO): Cdc73/Paf1 complex
Molecular function (GO): RNA polymerase II complex binding
Source: RefSeq, a predicted model, not a curated record